Molecule: messenger RNA, 1716 nt
Organism: Aspergillus tanneri
Lineage: Eukaryota; Fungi; Ascomycota; Eurotiomycetes; Eurotiales; Aspergillaceae
Gene: gpi16
Product: GPI-anchor transamidase subunit GPI16
Exons: 4
Coding region: 1-1716 (571 amino acids)
Biological process (GO): attachment of GPI anchor to protein
Cellular component (GO): GPI-anchor transamidase complex
Source: RefSeq, a predicted model, not a curated record
AUGGUUGCCUUCUCUUUGCCUUUGCUUUUCCUCGGCGCGUUGUCUUCACUCACCUCCGCGACAUCGGACUACCACGAAAGCCUCGUCCUCCAGCAACUGCCGCAAUCGUCAUUGCUGGCGUCCUUCAAUUUCCGAAGCAAUGCGUCAAAGGAGUCCUUCGACGAACGGAAUUUUCGAUACUUUCCGCGGGCGCUAGGUCAGAUCUUACAGCACGCCCACACCGACGAGCUUCACCUCCGAUUUACGACAGGAAGAUGGGAUGCUGAGAGCUGGGGAUCGCUCCCGUGGAAUGGAACCAAAGAGGGCGGCACAGGCGUAGAACUGUGGGCCUGGAUUGAUGCGAUCGAUGAGCAGGAAGCGUUUUCCAGGUGGAUCAGCCUGACUCAGUCGUUGUCAGGUCUAUUCUGCGCCUCACUGAAUUUCAUUGACUCAACCCGAACUACACGGCCGGUUACAUCGUUUCAGCCCACUGGAGAUCACUCUGCAUCCAGAAAUCUCCAUCUGCUGCAUGGCACGCUUCCCGGUGAAGUGGUUUGUACGGAGAAUCUGACGCCAUUUUUGAAGCUCAUGCCCUGUAAGGGUAAGGCUGGCAUAUCCAGCCUGUUCGACGGGCACAAGCUGUUUGAUGCCUCUUGGCAAAGCAUGUCAGUUGAUGUGCGUCCGCUCUGCCCGGCGCCGGGUGAAUGUCUUGUACAAAUUGAGCAGUCCGUAGAUAUCGCCCUUGAUAUUGACCGAUCGAAGCGAACACGUGAUGAUCCAAUACCCCGACCAGUUCUUCCAGACCAGCUUGUGUGCGACACGUCCAAGCCCUACCAUUCAGAUGAGACGUGCUAUCCUUUAGAACAAACAUCUGAAAAAGGUGGUGAAGAAACGGUAUGCUUGCGAGUACCGCACGAGCGAGGAGUUUGGAUUUCCCCCGGGACAAUGGAAUCCAAGAAGCCCGAUGGCUUCACGCGUUGUUUCAACUUGCAUCCUUCCAUCCCGUUUGAUAUAACAGUUCCAGAACAGGAGUCGACAAUUCAGGUGCCUCUGGACGAACCCAUCUUGCGCGCGGAACGGACGAUUGUCGGACACGGUCAGGAACGGGGUGGCAUGCGGAACAUUUUCGACAACCCAUCGGAUACCGACGCGGUCGAUUUUAUCUAUUUCGAGACUCUACCAUGGUUCCUGCGACCUUACAUCCACACACUGCAGGCCACGAUCAGCGGCCGUGACGGAGUCCGCCGGCAAAUUCCCGUCUCGGACAUUGUCAAAGAGGCCUUCUAUCGGCCCGCAAUUGACCGAGAACGCGGCACGCAGCUGGAACUCGCUCUGACGGUACCCGCUGCAUCGACGGUGACUCUAACGUACGAUUUUGAAAAAUCGAUCCUGCGAUACACCGAGUAUCCGCCUGACGCCAACCGCGGCUUCAGCGUAGCGCCGGCGGUGAUUAAACUGAGCGCCCCCGAUCGUCAAGGCCAUCCUAUUUACAUCCGCACGACCAGCCUUCUUCUGCCUCUGCCCACCCCUGACUUCAGCAUGCCAUACAAUGUGAUUAUCCUCACCAGCACUGUCAUUGCUCUUGCCUUUGGCAGCAUUUUCAACCUCCUAGUUCGCCGCUUUGUCACGGCCGAUGAGGCUUCCGCCAUCACGGCGCAGACUUUCAAAGGCCGGCUGGCGGGAAAGGUGGUCGCCUUGCGAGAUCGGAUCAGCGGGAAACGGGCGAAAGUGGAGUAG